This is a messenger RNA of Prorocentrum cordatum, 1171 nucleotides long. Lineage: Eukaryota; Dinophyceae; Prorocentrales; Prorocentraceae. The record is from the annotation of a GenBank genome assembly.
GCGCGAAGCGGGGGUCCCAGCUCCGGCGGCAGCAGAGCCAGAUUGCGGUGUGCUUGGCCAAGAUGUUCGUGUUGGCGUGGCAGGCUGCCGUGAUGCAGUCCCGGCAGCUAUUCCUCGACGUGUCUCGGCGGCGAUCCUGGUGCCUGCAGCAGCGGGCAUUCGGAGCCUGGCGUCGCUGUGGCGACGGCCCAGCCCUUCCCGAUCGGCAGGACCAUCUCGGGCAGCGGCAGGGCCUGGUGAGAGUAUGCGUGCUGAAUUGGCAGGCUGCUGUGGCGCAGUCCCGGCAGCUGCUUUUCGACAUGUCGCAGCGUCGAUCUUGGGACUUGCAGCGCCGGGCGUUCGAAGUCUGGCACUGCUCUGGCGAGAGCUUGACGCUUUCGGAUCAGUCGGGGAAGUCGGGGCACGGUGCAGAGGAGCUUACGUCGAAGGUGUGUUUGAAGGCAUCGGGCAGUGCGUUCCGCCUGUGGCAGCAGCACGCCUGCCUCUGCCGCCACCUCGAGAGGGUGGCGGAGGCGCGCAACCGCCGCAGGCUGCAGAGGUGGUUCCUGGGGCCGUGGCGCCAGAGUGCCGCGCGGGCUGCCGGCCUGCGCAGGGCCGACCUGUACCUGAGCGCCCGGGGAGCCGCAGGACGCCUGCAGACGUCGUUGGCGGCCUGGCGGAGGUGCUGCCUGAAGCGGGCCAGGCUGAGGGGCUGCAGGUGCAUCGCGCGGCCGGUCCGGGUCGCCCUCUGGGUGUGGCAGAACUGGUGGGCCGCCUCCCGCCUGGAGAGCGCCCUGUCCAGGGUGCGCCCGAGGAGGCCGCGGCUGUCGCGCCUCUUCGCGCGAUGGAGGCGGGCCGUUGGCGAGGGGGCCGCGGCUCGGAGCGCGCGGUGCCUGGAGGACGUCGAGAACAGCCCCUUCCUCGGAGCUGUCACCCCGCCGCCGCCGCCCGCGAGGUGGCCGCUCGGCGGGGGCGGCGCCGAGGGCGGCACGGCCGCCCGGGCGGUCACCCCGCCGCAUCUGCCGACGAGGGCGCCCCUCGGCGAGAGGACGAACACGCCGGCGUGCGAGCCAGGCGCUCACGACGUCUGGGCCGAGUGCGAGCACGGGCCCGGCGGGCCUCCAGGCCCCCCCCGCCCGAGCACCGCCACGGACGUGACGCCCGUCGCCCUGCAGAAGCGAGCUCGCAGCAG